Molecule: messenger RNA, 999 nt
Organism: Microthlaspi erraticum
Lineage: Eukaryota; Viridiplantae; Streptophyta; Magnoliopsida; Brassicales; Brassicaceae
Source: the annotation of a GenBank genome assembly
AUGGUGUUCUAUGUAUUACUGUCCAUACUUCACGGAGUUGUUCUUGACCAGGUCAUCGGCUCGUCCGCGUCUCUUUUUCGCCGUCACUCUCGAAAACGUGAGUGGAGUUUCUCCUCAUCGCCUCAGCCUCAGAAUCCAAACGACAAGUCGUCUUCUCUUGUAGUAGACGUCGGUUUCCGGUUGAAGUUCCCUGAAGACACGUGGUCAUUCUUUUGUGGCUAUGUCUCUGGUUUGAUCUGCUUCCGCCAUGAGUCACUCUCGGAAGAGGAUGAGGGUACAGUGCAUGUAAUAUGUAAACCUAGCACAGGACAGUAUGAGAUCUUACCUAAAUUGGGAAGGGGAAGGUACAUCAACAGCUCGAGAAGCUUGUUAGGGCUUGAUCCGAUUAACAAGCAAUUCAAGGUAUUGUCCAUGGUUGGAGAUAGCUUUUGUCAUCAAACUCUGACAUUAGGAACUGGAGAAAAGAGUUGGAGGAAGAUCCAAUGUCCCUACCCUUCCUCCUCCAAAGGUAUAUGCAUCAAUGGGGUUUUGUAUUACUUAACGGAUUAUAAGAAGAUAGUCUGCUUUGAUGUUAGGUCUGAGGUAUUCAAGUCCAUUGACAAAGAAUGCGAGGAUGAUCAAUUGAUAAACUAUAAGGGUAAAUUAUGUGUGAUUAAUAAUUUGAAGUGUGCUGGUGAAGAAAGGAGUACCCUUGAGUUGCGUAUGUGUGUUCUUGAGGAUGUCGAGAAACAAGAAUGGUCAAAAUACCACUACACUUUGAGGGAUAGUAAAUUUGCUUUUCGCGAUGUUUCAUUUGUCGGAGUGACUGCUAGAGGUGAAAUUGUUCUGUCGUUUUCUUUCCAUACGUGUGGAGCGUUUUAUGUUUUCUACUUCGAUCCCCAAACAUACACUCUCCAAAGUUUUGAAAUUCAAGGUAAAGAAGAUGAAGCGUUGGCUUUUGGUAGAAAUAGUGUUUACGCCUUUUUAGACCAUGUGGAAGAUCUAAGUGUAAUGUUAUGA